This is a messenger RNA of Eurypyga helias (sunbittern), 303 nucleotides long. RefSeq names its product bone gamma-carboxyglutamate (gla) protein (gene BGLAP). The record is from RefSeq and is a predicted model, not a curated record. Gene Ontology annotation, biological process: response to vitamin K; osteoblast differentiation; regulation of cellular response to insulin stimulus. Bases 1 to 303 code for a protein of 100 amino acids. Gene Ontology annotation, cellular component: extracellular region. Gene Ontology annotation, molecular function: structural constituent of bone; calcium ion binding; hydroxyapatite binding. Lineage: Eukaryota; Metazoa; Chordata; Aves; Eurypygiformes; Eurypygidae. The transcript has 4 exons.
AUGAGGAGGCUGCUGGCACCGCUGAUGGUGACUCUGGCCCUGGCAGUGCUCUGCUGCUGUGAGAAAGAUCCCAAAGACCCCUCUGGAUCUCCCAGCACUCCCAGCAUCAAGAUCAAAAAGGAAGUUGCCAAUGCCUUUGUGAAGAGGCAGAAGAGAUUCAGCAUGUCUGAAUGGUACUCCCAGUAUUACAAAAGUCCGAUGGAGCAGAUGCGUGAGCAUUGUGAAAACUACCCACCCUGUGACUAUCUCUCUGAGCAAAUAGGAUUUCCCAUGGCCUACAACCAUUUCUUCAGGAGAUACUGA